This is a messenger RNA of Nerophis lumbriciformis (worm pipefish), 3360 nucleotides long. NCBI's taxonomy places the organism in Eukaryota, Metazoa, Chordata, Actinopteri, Syngnathiformes, Syngnathidae. The record is from RefSeq and is a predicted model, not a curated record.
AUGCCAGUUCAAGCCCCACAGUGGACAGAGUUUCUGCUCUGUCCGAUCUGCACACAGACAUUUGAAGAGACCGUUCGGCGGCCCAUCAGUUUGGGCUGCGGACACACCGUCUGUAAGAUGUGCCUGAACAAGCUGCACCGCAAGGCCUGUCCUUUCGACCAGACGGCCAUCAGCACGGACAUCGAGCAGCUGCCUGUCAACACAGCUCUGCUGCAACUGGUGGGAGGCCAGGUUCCUAAGGCUCAGCCAGUUGCCUUGAUUAGCAGUCCUGAGGACUUGCAACAUUAUGAGGAGGCGAGGCAGUGUGUGGAGGAGCUGGCCCUCUACCUGAAACCCCUUAGCAACACACGAGGGGUUGGUCUGAGCAGUACAGCCCAAAGCAUGCUGAGUCGACCCAUGCAGAGGAAACUGGUCACACUAGUCCACUGCCAGCUAGUGGAGGAAGAAGGACGCGUACGGGCCAUGAGGGCAGCCCGCUCUUUGGGUGAGCGUACAGUCACGGAGCUCAUUUUGCAGCACCAGAACCCCCAACAGUUGUCGUCCAACCUAUGGGCUGCUGUCCGUGCGCGAGGGUGUCAGUUUCUUGGCCCAGCAAUGCAAGAAGAAGCCCUGAAACUGGUCCUACUCGCAUUGGAGGAUGGGUCAGCUCUUUCCAGGAAGGUGUUGGUGCUCUUUGUUGUGCAGAGGCUUGAACCUCGCUUCCCGCAGGCCUCCAAGACAAGCAUAGGACACGUAGUACAGCUCCUCUACAGGGCCUCCUGCUUCAAAGUGACAAAACGUGACGAAGAUUCAUCCCUCAUGCAACUGAAGGAAGAGUUCCGUACUUACGAGGCUCUGCGGCGCGAGCACGACUCUCAGAUUGUUCAAAUUGCCAUGGAGGGUGGCUUGCGCAUCGCGCCCGACCAGUGGUCUUCUCUGUUAUAUGGGGAUCAGUCGCACAAGUCACACAUGCAGUCUAUCAUCGAUAAGCUCCAGACUCCAGCAUCUUUUGCUCAGAGUGUUCAAGAACUCACAAUUGCCCUGCAGAGGACUGGCGACCCGGCUAACCUCAACAGACUGCGGCCUCACCUUGAACUGCUCGCCAACAUUGAUCCCAGCCCCGAUGCUCCCCCUCCCACAUGGGACCAACUGGAGAAGGGCCUAGUGGCUGUGAAGACAGUCGUACACGGUUUAGUAGACUUCAUCCAGAAUCACAGCAAGAAGGGAGCUGACCCUCAACAGCCUCCCCAGCACAGCAAGUACAAGACGUAUAUGUGUCGCGACAUGAAACUGAAGGGAGGCUGUCCUCGUGGAGCGAGCUGCACCUUUGCUCACUCUCAGGAAGAACUGGAGAAGUAUCGAAAAAUGAAUAAGCGCCUGGCAGCUCGCCUCCCUGGUUCAGGGGGGCCAGAAGAGGGCCUUCCCCUCGACGUGGCCGUGGCUCGAAAGCCUUCACCUCUCACCAACGGAACAAUCCCACCCUCCUUGCCUCAACUAAUUGCACGUGGUGCUGACACUGUUCCAUAUGAGCUCCUGAGGAAGCCCCUCAAGAUGGACGGAGGGACUUCAAGUGCCCCAGGAUCCCCACCUGAUCUCCUGGACCCCGUGCCCAAGACUGGUAUGCCUCUUCCACCUCACGCCAUGGUUCACCCACGGCUCCCUCCUGACCACCUCUCUGGAGUGAAGCAAAUGCCUGUCGUCGCCCGAGGUUCGCCCGUGUACUCCCAGCAGCAGCUUCCUGAGAUGUUCUACUCAGACACGCGCCCCCCACCGUCUGCUUCCCAGUAUGAGCCCUCGCAAUACCAACCAGGGUACCCCUACCAGCAGCCACCACAGUAUGUUUCUAGGGAUUACAUGCGUAACCCUCCACCCCCGAGUGAGUCUGGACCUCCUUACCACGAUCCGUACCCUGGUUACGGCCCACCUGAGCGUCCCUACCAAACCCCCCACUCCGGUCCCCCCUUUUCGUAUCCUCACCCCUCACACUAUGAUCGCGGACGGCACGGUGCCUACACUGGACCACCGCCUCCCCCGCAACCUUAUCCAUCUCAGAGGGAUGGUCUCGUCAGGAUAAGCUCCACGCCAUUGGAUGUUCCUCCACAAUCAGCAGGACAGGCUAAUUCGCUCUACCACCCGGAGCCCAGUGUUCGGGAUCGAUACCCACCAGAAGGUUACUACCCACCAGGAGCCCAAUCACAGCCGAUGCGAACUUAUGUCAGGGGGCCGUCAUACGCCGGGUCCCAGCCGAGUCUAGACUAUCUACACCGCCGUCGCCAGGAGAUCCUCUCUCAGCUCGAAGAAAGGAAAGUCAUCUCCCCUCCACCAUUUGCAGCCUCUCCGACUCCAUCUCAUCCAUUUCCAAGCGACUACCCUUCUGAGUAUGGAGAUGAGGGCUCCAAGAGCAUCGGGAAGUGCAGAGAGCCAGACUACGCUGGCCAGUACUCCCCUUGGUUGUGUGAUACGAUUAGCUCCUACAUUGGCACCAAAGAUGCCAAACCCAAAGAUGUUAUGGUUUCAGGUGCCAUGGACAUGAUGAAUGUUGAUGCCAAGGUUCUGAGGGAGCCAUCUUUGGAGGCUCCUAGGAGGGGGGCAGAAGUGAAGGACGAUGACCCAAUUAUUCCUUUCGGUCCUCAGCCUACCGUUUCACGGUUUGGCGCAAUUUCACGUACCUCUAAGACUGGCUACCAGACCGGACCCGUCCAGACUAUGGUGUCCAGCCCCCAGAACCCGAACGCUAAACACAUGAACAUAACCGAGUACACGUAUGGAAGUCAUGCUGGAUGGGGCGGAACAUCAUAUCCCUCCCACCAGACAGCCCAGGAUAGAGAACAGCUAAAAAUUGAGUUACAGCAGGUCAACCAGCAGAUCAACCAACAGACGCAAAUGCAAAACAUGGAGUCUGCCAGUAACCCACUACUGCUGCAGAGAGAAGCCAGUGCCUUGGCCGGCACACCGGUGACCAGCAGCCAAGUCCAGGCUGUCGCCUCUCAUUCGCAGCAGCCCCCAAAGUGGCCAACAGGGGGGGCGAGUUCUACAGCUGUCUCCAGUGAACAGCUAAGCCUGGAGCUCCACCAGGUGGAGAGAGAGAUUGGAAAGCGCACUCGAGAAAUGGCAAUGCAAAAAAACCAAGUAGCCCAUGAGGUCCAGCAGUACAAGCUGAAAUCGGCUGAAAAUGGACAACCUGAGCACAAGACCCAACUGGAAGAAAUCUCCCUCGCUCUCAGUGACGUAUCUAAUGGCUCCAGCAGUCUGCAAGAAGGUCCAGUGGGCGCAUCCAUGAUUUCGCUGACAAACAAGACGUCGACGUUGAGCCUCUGUUCUGACCCGGUCGGCACCGGCUCAGAAAUUCAGAAGAACGGCGUUGUCCAUUCCUGCUCAUAA